CCCCUCCCCUCCCAUUGAUGUUCCUGAACAAUCUAACACCACCGGAUCACUCCACCACAAGCACCUGUAUAGGGGGGGUGGAGUGGUAUUUUUCCCCCCUCUGUCUCAAUUCACAUAUACAGCAAUUCACACUGCGCUGAUAAACUAUAACCUAUAUACAGCGAACUUUUACUCACCGGUCUCCUGCAAAAUACGCCUGGUCCUUCAAUUGGAAUCGACUCCCCCCCCUUCCUGUAUUGAGAGUGGUACGGUCCGCUUGGGGUGAUUACUGCGCAUGCGCAGCGCGCUCUCCUCACUAAGACGUUAGAGCGGGUGAGGUACACAAAAUGGCUUCCACCGAUUACAGCACCUACAGCCAGGCUGGAGCCCAGCAAAGUUAUGCUGCAUAUGCUGCCCAGCCAGCGCAAGGAUACACACAGACUGCCCAGGCAAGCUAUGGGCAGCAAAGUUAUGGAACCUAUGCCCAACCCACUGACUCCAGCUACACACAGGCACAAGCAACAGCAGCAUAUGGCCAGUCUUAUGCAGCAUCAUAUGGUCAACCACCAGCUGGAUACACUGCUCCAGCUGCUCCUCAAGCUUACAGUCAGCCUGUGCAAGCCUAUGGAUCGACAGGAUAUGAUAGCACCGCUGCAACCACCACCACCACUCAGACUUCCUAUGCAGCACCAUCUGCCUAUGGAUCACAGCCGGCAUACCCUUCUUAUGGACAGCAGACUGCCACCACUGCUCCUGCAAGACCUCAAGAUGGAGGCAAGCCUGCAGAUACCAGCCAACCACCUCAGAGUGCUGCCACCUAUGCUCAACCCAGUAUGGGCUACAGCCAGAGUAGCUACAGCUAUCCUCAGGUUCCAGCCAGCUACCCAAUGCAGCAAGUGAGCGCUCCCCCAUCCUACCCACCUGCCAGCUAUUCUAGCUCUCAACCAACUAGCUAUGAUCAGAGCUCAUAUUCUCAGCCCAGUUCUUAUACCCAGCAAGGUAGUUAUGGGCAGCAAAGCUCUUACUCACAGCAGAGCUCUUAUGGUCAGCCAAGCAGCUAUGGACAGCAGAGUGGAUAUGGACAGCCAAGCAGCUACCAACAACAGCAGCAGCAGCAGCAACCACCACCCACCAGUUACCCACCUCCAUCUUCUUCCUAUGGCAGUCAGUCAUCUGGCCAGUAUGGCCAACAGACUAGUGGCUAUGGACAGCAGAGUGGCUAUCGUCAAGACCAUCCAGGCAGCAAGGGAUCCUAUAGUCAACAGGAACCGCACCAAGGCUAUGGAGGCUCCAGUGAGAACCGUGGCUCUGGAGGCUCUGACUCUCGCAUCAGGAGCAGGGGCAUGUUUGACAGAGGCGGCAUGAGCCGUGGUGGGAGGGGAGGCCGUGGAGGCAUGGGCAGCGGUGGAGAGCGAGCUGGCUUCAGUAAGCCUGGUGGACUUAUGGACGACGGACCAGACAUUGACUUAGGACCCCCUAUGGAGCCUGAAGAAGAACCAGAGAACAACACAAUCUAUGUGCAAGGCCUGAAUGAAAAUGUGACAGUUGAUGAAAUAAUAGACUUCUUCAAGCACUGUGGCGAAGUAAAGAUAAACAAGAGGAAUGGCCUUCCGCUUGUGAACAUUUUUACAGACAAAGAGACUGGAAAACCAAAGGGAGAUGGAACGGUUUCUUUUGAAGAUCCACCAUCAGCUAAGACUGCUGUAGAAUUAUGUGAUGGAAAAGAAUUUCAAAGUAAUAAACUGAAGGUGUCAAUGGCUCGCAAAAAAACAUCGUUGCUGGGUAUGAGAGGUGGCAUGCUUUCGCGUGAUGGUCGUGGACAACCACCACUUUUACGGGGAGGUCCCAUGGGGCGAAUGGGAGGUAGAGGAGGGGAACGUGGAGGAUUUAUGCCUAGAGGUCCUAGAGGGCCACGUGGAAGUCCAGUUGGUGGUCCAAAUGUACAACACAGAGCUGGAGACUGGCAGUGUCCAAACCCUGGCUGUGGAAACCAAAACUUUGCGUGGAGAACAGAAUGCAACCAAUGCAAGGCUCCAAAACCCGAGGGCUUUAUUCCUCCUCCAUUUCCACCACCAGGUGGUGAAAGAGGAAGGGGAGGACCAGGCAUGAGAGGUGGUCGUGGAAUGAUGGACCGAGGAGGACCUGGAAUGUUUAGAGGUGGCCGUGGAGGCGACAGGGGUUUCAGAGGCCGUGGUAUGGAUAGAGGUUUUGGUGGAGGAAGGAGAGGUGGUCCUCCUGGGCCCCCAGGACCUCUCAUGGAGCCAAUUGGAGGAGGCAGAGGUGGUGGCGGCAGACGUGGUGGACCUGGUAAAAUGGAAAAGGGUGAGCACCGCCAGGAGCGCAGAGAGAGACCCUACUAGAAGUUCAAAAGCCUCAUUUACUACCAGAUUUAUUUUUUAAACAAAUGUUUUAAAUUUAUAAUUCCAUAUUUAUAAUGUUGGCAUUGAGUCUAUACUCGGUCACAUUAUGAAUAUACUUUGUCUGUAACUUUAGUAUUCACAAUUUGUGGAGAUAUUAAAAUGGAAGUUUAAUGGUAGUACCAUUGUCCCUUUUUAUUUUUUUUGCAGCCUCUUCCCUUUUUAUUUUUAUAUUUUUUUUUCUCCUUUUCUUAACUUCCUGAGGGUCCACCACAAAGUUGUUUGUUCUGUUUUUAGAUGUUUUCUCUGAAGGUUUCAAGGUAUUGCUGCAGUGGCUUUGUAAGCAUGUGGAGUAUAUUGUUGGUAAACAUUUUGCCAGGAGAGGAGUAAGGGUAAAGCACUGUAGUGUCUUAGCACUCCUCUUGUAUCAUUGUAUUGGACCCUUUUUUGAGGGUCGCCAAAUGUCCCCUCCCCCUUCUUGGAUAGGUUUAUUUUUCUUCUGUUGUGACAGAAAUUGAGGUAAUGGCAUUCCAUGUCCAUUUUCUGGAAAAGAGGAAAAACUAGGUGUGGGGGAGGGAGGGAGAGAGGGGUCUUGUUUUAUACUCUGGCUUGUACAAACUUGUUCAACACAACACCACAAUAAAAUACUGUUUAAAACCAAA
Messenger RNA from Pelobates fuscus (common spadefoot toad), 2998 nucleotides. It is a transcript of the gene EWSR1, whose product is annotated as EWS RNA binding protein 1. Lineage: Eukaryota; Metazoa; Chordata; Amphibia; Anura; Pelobatidae. Gene Ontology annotation, molecular function: transcription coregulator activity; RNA binding. Gene Ontology annotation, cellular component: nucleus. Gene Ontology annotation, biological process: regulation of DNA-templated transcription. Bases 327 to 2339 code for a protein of 670 amino acids. The record is from RefSeq and is a predicted model, not a curated record. The transcript has 17 exons.